UCGCAGUAUCGGGCGUUGCGCUGUUAACAGUGCACAAGGUUCACAAGGACAGCGGCAGAGCGGCACCAGAACGAAAAUGGUCAACUGUUGUUGUUCCGCCGGCAAAUGCGGCUGCUGCGGGGACACCAAGUCCUGCUCCGAAUGGUUUAGGAAGAAGCGGGGCUGUCAUGUGGCCCUUAUCAGCAUCAUGUGGAUUCUCGGGUUCAUUAUCGCGGCGCUUAUGGGCGUUAUGUGGCGCGGCGGGCCUGUCAUCUGGACAAUUAUGGGCGUGAUCGGCGCGCUCGCGUGCAUGUUGUUCAGCGGCGGGGGCGCCUGCAUGGGUUGCAUGUGCGCGAACGACAUCGCGCGGGAGGACGACGGAGGAGGUGCAAAGGUUGCUGAGGGCGGCGCGCCGCCGGUGGCGGAGGUUGACCUAGAGGCUGCGGAGCCUGCGGUGGCCGAGGAGCCCGCGGCGGCCGAGGAGCAGUGACUUCGAUGCUCCAGCUACCCCCUGCCCUUACUUGCUACUAUUGCCCCGUCCCCGCUCUGAUCCGAGAUUUCCCUAAGCCCCUCUCGUAAGAAUCUUCACUCUC
This is a messenger RNA of Pelagomonas calceolata, 572 nucleotides long. NCBI's taxonomy places the organism in Eukaryota, Pelagophyceae, Pelagomonadales, Pelagomonadaceae. The record is from the annotation of a GenBank genome assembly.